Molecule: messenger RNA, 516 nt
Organism: Symbiodinium sp. CCMP2456
Lineage: Eukaryota; Dinophyceae; Suessiales; Symbiodiniaceae
Source: the annotation of a GenBank genome assembly
AUGCGCACUCCAUCCAGUGACACUGUUUCCUGCCACUGGUUUUCACUCGCCAUGUUGCGGCGCAUAGCGCGAUCAACACCCGGCGGAUGUCUCGGUGCAGCCCGUGGCUUCUCGCGGCGGGAGAUGUCCUCGCUGCCCCAGGGCAUGCCUAGCAAAGGCCCUGAAGAGGAGGAGGAUAUCGGCAACUGCCCAAUGUUCGCGCCACGUCAAGCUCCAUCGGCCGCGGAAGCGCCUGCUCCAAAGUCUCGGAUGCUGCGGCUGUUCAGGAUGGUGCCAAAGGAUGUUGUCCAGAGCAUACACUCCACCUACUGGCUGCUUAUCGGAGGCCCCUUGCCACGGCACUUGGUGGAACAAGGCAUGGGCUAUGAGUUCAACUUGCAAGUCAUCUUCAUCCGCUUGGCGUUCCGCAUGGUGGUCUUCGGAAUUGGAGCCACAAUCCUCGCACUGACAGGCCGUCGCCUUUGGCAUCGCUACCGGGCACCACCGGAAGAGCCUGCCUCCAGCCCGACUGCUUGA